CCCGCCGCGCCGGAGCGGGCAGAGUCCGCGAGGCGGCCGGGGGCGCGGGGCGGCGCUGGCUCCCUGCAGCCGCAGCAGCAUCGCCCGGAGGCUGCGCCGUGCGCGGGCUGCUCGGGGCCGGGCAGGGUGAGGGGCUCCCGGAGGCCGGGCGUUGCGCAGCUCCACCAGCCUCACUUGGCAGCCGGGACCCGCUUCCCGCGCGGAGGCGGUGAGGGGGCCGGGCCGGGCCCCGCGCUGCCCCGCCGGAGAGGAGGGGCCGGGCCCCGGGCGGCCGGGGCUCGGCUGGGCGGCCGCGGCGGAGGGCGAAGCCGGCAGGGGGUGAGGCUGGGCGGCCGGGGGGCCGGGCAGGAGGGGGGCUCCCCGGCCCGGGGCCCCGCAGCGGGGCGGAUGGCUGCGGGCAGCAUCACCACCCUGCCCGCGCUGCCCGACGACGGGGGCAGCGGCACCUUCCCCCCGGGGCACUUCAAGGACCCCAAGCGGCUGUACUGCAAAAACGGGGGCUUCUUCCUGAGGAUCAACCCGGACGGCAGAGUGGACGGGGUCCGGGAGAAGAGCGACCCGCACAUCAAAUUGCAACUUCAGGCAGAAGAAAGAGGAGUGGUGUCAAUCAAAGGUGUAUGUGCAAAUCGUUUUCUUGCUAUGAAGGAAGACGGCAGAUUAUUGGCAUUGAAAUGUGUAACCGAAGAAUGUUUCUUUUUUGAGCGCUUGGAAUCAAACAACUACAACACUUACCGGUCACGGAAAUAUUCUGAUUGGUAUGUGGCAUUGAAAAGAACUGGACAGUACAAACUUGGACCAAAAACUGGACCAGGGCAGAAAGCUAUCCUUUUUCUUCCAAUGUCUGCCAAGAGCUGAUUUCAGUGGUAGAGUCUAUAAUCUAUGCCACAACACACUAAAGUGGUAGUUUCCUCCACUCCUUCCAAAAAGUAGUAGUGUGAGCAAAUAUUUGAUAACUGCUUUUGCAGAUGUCUGAUUACCAAAUACGUUCGUAUAAUAUAACCUUGAUGUUACUGUAUGUUUUGAAACAAUUGUGCCAGUGUCCAGAGGAAAAAGCACCAGGAAAAUAUAUAGAAAUUUCAGUAUCAGUGCUUCACACAUUUUUCUUCUAGUUAGAGCUACUAUAUUAGUCUUACAGUGUAAAGGAAACUUAAAGAUGUGCACACAUUUACAAGAAUAUUUACCUUUUAAAAGAAAUAAUAUAUAUCUUACUAGAAGAUAAAAAAUUCCAGCAAGAACAAAGUCCAGGAAUAUUUUUAAUAUGGUACAAGUAAGCCCACAAUUUAAAACAAUCAAUUCUAAAUUAUUAUUUUAAUAAAAUGUGAAGCUUAUUACAAUUCUGUCAUGUUUUUAUAAGUAUCUGGCAGCUCCCUGUGGUACAGCUUAUAAAAUAGGCCAGUGUAAACAGCUGGAAAUUCUCUCAUGGUUAUAUCAAUCUUAUCAAACCCUUCUCUGUAUCCAUAAAGUAGCAGUUUAGCUACACUGCUGGUGAUGGGAGUAGUGUCUUUGGUCUUAGCAAGUUCCUCAAGAUCCAUCCAUUCGCACCUCAAGCACUCCUGCUGGCAGAAGCUGAUGUUGAAGGAGGAAGGCUGCAGGCGACAGAUGAUAUACAUAUCUGAUAUCCCAAAGGCUCCAGGGUGCCUAUGUUGCUGCCUUACACUUAAGAGGGACUUGAACUCUGACUUAAUGCCAGUCUCUUCAAAAACCUCUCGAACUGCUGUGUUUCCUAGAUGGAGAGAAAUAUUCCUACAGUACAUGUAAGAGGAGACUACAUUUCAAGAACUGUUCACCGUGAAAGAUUUCUAACUCAUAAAGUAUUGCUGAUGGUAACACCUUUUUGAGACUGUAAAGGCUAUAAACUCCAACACUACAGUAUGCUCAGUUUUUGGGCUGCUGAACAAAACUAAUUGCAAUGGACUGUUUUGCUUUUCUUGUGGAUAACCUACAAAAUGAUGAAUGUUCCUUAAUACUGUACAAGUAUGGUAGCUCUGAAACUGAUGCACCAAUGCAGUAUAGCCACCUCUUACCUAAAAAUAUUUAAAUAUUUUCAGUUCUUUGAUCCUAACUAAUACAUUUUUAGGUUUACUUUCAAUGACUCAUCUUCCUGUUGCAGCCAAGCACUUUCAACUAUACCUGAUUGUGGGAGCAAAUCAAUUAGUUCAGUGGCACAAGUACACAGUUUUCUUGCAGAUGUAAAAGUGUGCAAAAAAACUGGCCUACAGAAUGAGGGAGGACCUCACCCCUUUUGCAAAUUUAUCCUUAAAUGUCUGCAGAUGCAUCCGAUGAAGUGAGCUGUAGCUCAUAAAAGCUUAUGCUCAAAUAAAUUUGUUAGUCUCUAAGGUGCCACAAGUACUACUUUUUUUUUUUCAAGAGGAGACAAAAACCUCUUGCAUUUUUCAUUAUAAAAAUCAGUAGGAAUGGAGGUAAAAAAAAAAUCCGUUAACUUGGGCCCCAGUCCAGGAAUGUCCUUGAGCACCGGCAUAGGGUUACUGAAAGUUGGUGGGACUACUUGUGCUUAAAGUUAGGCACAUUUUUAAGAACCUUGCUGAGUUAGGGUCUAUAAACAGCUAAUCGUUGGCAGGGUAUAACUCAUUCACUCUCAGUGCUUAGAUGUAGUCUCUCCACUAACCAAAAGCUAGAGUUACCUCUGAACGGGAAUCAAAGUCAAAGAUCCCAGGAGGGCUCCAAUAUCCUCAUCUGCCAAAAUGUAUCUGUUCCUAGGCCUUGCAAAACUUUACAAACCCACUUGGGUGGAGUAUUUUUUGGAUGGGUAAAUAGAAUUAUUAGAUUAUUUGUUUUUUAUCCUCAUGGCAAGGGAAGUGACUGUUUUGUCUGAGAUGUUAAAUGGCCACGGCAGUUAAUUAGGAAUUAGAAUAUUGUUUUAUAUUUAUAUUUAACAGAAUUACAUUCAUUUUAACAAAAUCCUUUUAGUGAUUCUCCCUUGCCUGCAAACCACCAUCUUGAAAAAUCAGAAGUACAGAAGAUAUAAAUUUUGGAUUUAUUUUAAAACUACUGAAAAUAAUUUCAGGACAUAUAGUGACAAACCAUAAGCAAAAUCUCUAACAGCCUUUCUUGCAGACAAUAAACAUUUAUAUAGUAAUGGCCCUGAUCCUGAAAACACUUUCAUGUGUGUUUAAAGUUAAGCACAUUAGUAACUGCAUUGCAUUUAAUGGGACUAGUUGCAUGAGUAAAGCUUGACACAUGAGCAUGUGUUUGCAGGAUGGGGGGGGCGGGCAUUACUAUAUAAAUGUCUGUAGAGCAUUUUAUUACAAUAUUAACUACACAGCUACUCCGGGGGGUCGGGGGAGAGAGCUUUCUGACUCCAUGUCUCUGACACAGUUGUAGAGAUUACUGACAGUAUGAGCCAUUACCGCUCCUGGCUCCUCUGGGCUGGAAUCAAGGGAAGUCCUAGUGGAAGGUUCAUCCAGUCUUCCUUGGUUAGAAGAGAUGUGGAAAUGAAGCAAAUUCCCUACAGUGUAUUUGUGUAGUACUCUUUGGACUUAAAGUGGGAAAGGAAUAAAAGGAUAGAAAUCGGGGAUGCUAAGGGAGAUCAUGCUAUGUAAGACACAAUCAUUAGACCAGGGAUUUCAGUCCAGAUUUGAGCUUUGCUUCAAGAUAGUGCCUUAUUGUAGUUCCCUUAUUUUUUAAUAUUUUAAAAUAUUAUAAUGACAAGUUAAAAUAGAAGGAACAUUUAGGGCUUGAGUUUCAAAAAUCGGCAAGCCCCAAAAUGCGUGCAAUUUAGUGUUUAAUUUGUUCACAUAACUACCACUGCUGCUUGUGCAAACUGGUACAUGUGAAUAAACACUGAUCUGCAAGCAUGGUAACUGCACUCCUAAAUUUUUGAAAGGUAGGCACUUAAAUGUUUGAGGCUUAAUGUAAAUGAAUGAAAAAUAAAGUUCUGUUAUUUCAUGCUUCAUUAAUUUAUAUCUGUUAAAAUAUAGUAAUGAAAAUAACUGUUUGCUACAUCACAUCUUAAAGUUCCCCUCAUGCCACUAUUAAAAUAUUAACAAACAUAUAUUUUUUUCCCAGUUUUUCUGAUACCUAUUUGCUGUCACCCCAGCAACAUUUACAGCCUCUAUUUUUAGAAGGAUGUGUCCCUAGCACUCCUGUGUACAGCACAGUGGAGCCAUGCUCAAUGCUGGCCUUUCUUUGCCUAUCAAUAAUGUAAAAGUUCCUCCAAAGUCCCCGUCUAUCUUGGACCAUUCCCUUUCAGUCCUUCUCUAACCAGACUCCCUUUUUGGUACAAAGUAUACAGCAUAUAUUCAUGGCAUUAUGUACCCUCUCCAAACAAAUGUUUGACAUGUAAGCUCAUGUUUCACAAAACUAUACAUGCAACAUCACCUAAAGCUCAAUUCUGUAACAAAUAUUUGAAGGAACAGCAUUUGGUACACAUGAAAUAUUUUAAAACGGUACAUGAAAUUGCAUAUAAUGACUGAAGGGCUAGAUCCACAAAGAGGUCUUAGGCAUUGCAAUGCUCAGUCUAACAUGUAGGCACCUUGCCAUCUAGUGGAAGCCACAGCCCAAGUCAGGUGUCCACUCUCGCUCUACAAGACAUGCGGAAUGUUAAGCACCUAAGAAUGGGACCCACAAAAGCCAGCAAGAUGAGUAGGUAGCUGCCUAAUGUAGCCAGUAGGAAAUGCCAAAGAAAAGGGUAUAACCUACGUCAGUAGUGAGCAACCCGUGGGCUGCAUGCAGCCUGUCAGGGUAAUCCACUGGCAGGCCGCUAGACAGUUUGUUUACAUUUGCAUGGCUGCCUGAGGCUCACCAGUGGCCGCAGUUCGCCGUUCCCGGCCAGUGGGUGCUGCGGGAAGCGGCGUGGGCCACAGGGAUGUGUGGGUCACUGCUUCCUGCAGUGCAAAUGUAAACAAACUGGUGGCCCAUCAGUGGAUUAUCCUGAGGGGUCGCGUGUGGUUGGCAGGUUGCCCACACUGGCCUAAGUCCUGCCCCUUAAAGGGACCUAGGUGCCUGAGUCUGGGCCUGAGGGAGUCCUUCUCUGCUCUUGAUUCACAGCUCUGAACCCUCUACUGGAGCUAAGGGCAUAAGUCCUUUGCAACAAAGCAACCACCACUAUGAGGAGGAGAAAGAUGGUGGUGUCACCUCCCCGCUCCUUAUAACUUCAUGCAGCUGUAUGUAUGCUGAGUGGCAGAAAUGUAGGUGCCUGAGGAUUUUAGGUGCCUACAGGGUAUGACAGAUGAGCAGGGAUUUUGAGGAUUUAAAAUUUUGAGGUUGGGUGUCUAAAGUAGCAGGUAGGCAUCUAAAUCCUUUUUGUGGAUCUAGCCCAAAGUUGAGAUGUAUAGUGGGAAACUACUGUCCUGUCCAUUGUAAUCAUGAACUGUAGAGUUUGUGGCCUUGGACACUGAGGGGGAGAAUACAUUUGUGGCUAAGGUGCAGGACUAGGAGUCAGCACCUGAGGGUCCUGUUUCCAGUUCUCCUAGGCUGUUUCUAUAUUACUCCAGCAAUGAAGUUAACCUUUUUUUGUCUGAUCUUACUCAUCAAUACUGUGCAGAUGAUACUCAAAAAUCUGAAAUAGUAUUGAGGAAAAAUGUAUUAAUGUAAGAGUGCAGAAUGUAGUACUGCCCAGUGGAGGUAACUUUUGAACCCAAAACCUACAUACUCUCUCCUAUAUACAGAAAAACCUGUAGUCUAUAUUAUUUAAAAAACGUAACCUUUGCAUAAACUUCUGUAUUGUAAACUCAUUGGUCCUGUAACCCUUUAACAGAACUUCAGCAGUACUUUAGUAUUAACAACCAUCUACAUUACAUUAGUUUAAGUGAAGUAUUUCCUCAACUCAAUGUCACUUCACCUUUACUUUAAGAGUAAUUAUUACUAUUUGUAAUACAAUAGGGCCUAGAGUCUCCUGCUAAAAGCAGGGCUCAUUGUGCUAGUACUAUGUACUUCAUACAAGAGACAAUUGCUGUCCCAAAGAGCUUGCAAUCUAAACAUCCAAGACAGACAAAGUGUGGGGGAAGAUGUGUAGUUAUUCCCAUGUUACAGAUAGGAACAGUGUCAGGAAUUUUUACUCAGAAUAUUGCUGACUUUAUCACCUGGUGCUUCAGGCUGUGCUUGAAGUAUUUUAAUUCAUUUAUUUCUAUGCUAUAUUCAUCUUCCUCACGCUUUUGGAUUCAUAUGACACAAUGCCAAAUAAACCUAUAAAUCAAACGCUGCACUAAGUGAAAAUAAAGAAAAAUGUGUAAAAUGUAGGGCCUUUUCACCGUGAACAUGGUGAAGCAUCAGGCGUCCUCUGCUGAAGUGACUGUUUUAGGAUGCAGGAUCAUGUCACCCCAUCUCUCAGACACCAAUUUUAAACAGAUAUUGACCACAAGAGUAAUCCUGCAAAACUACUUUGGGCUACAUACCUCUGUAUCAGCUAACUAACGGAGGGCACAACUCAGUGGACUUCAAUGGAGUUGUGAUUGCUUAUGCUGCUGAUGUAUUUGAAACAUUGUCCAGAGACUUACCAAUGUCUUCACCUGGGUCUGAGAGGCCUCCUGGAAAUUUCCAUGCAUUUGUUGUCUAUAAUGGAGCAGAAAUAUUAGCAAGGUAUACAACUGUUUUGUUCUCCUAAUACAAAAGGACAAAAUGAUUCCUCUAGAAUUCCUAAUCACCCUAAUAUGUACAUGAAUUUUUUAAAGGUGAUAUGUUAAUUACUUCUAUAAUUAUCAGUUAAGAUUGAAAUAAACUUCUGUUUUUGCUAAUGUGAUCAGACAGCUACCUGUCUAUAUGAAAUAUUGGAAGAAAACAUCUACUGAUUGAAAAUAUAAACUGUCUAACAGUCAUUAGACAAAGUUGCUGCUAGUUAACUAGUUUAAAAGUAGUUGGACAUGAAAGAAGCUGCUAUAGAUAUAGACUGUAUAAUCUUCUUUUUAAUCACUAAUGUAUUCUACUUCAGUGGUUUUUUUUGGCUUUUUAAAAAUAACUGUACAUAUUUAAUCUUCAAAUAGAUAUUAUGAUUGUAGUAUUGUUCUAUACUGCACUGGCUUUGAAGUGAUUUAGUGUCUGUAAUAACCAUGUAGUGUAACUUUGUCAUUUUGUUUUCAUGGAGAAGAAAAAUAAAAUCAAGACCUUUUUGGUGUGA
This is a messenger RNA of Dermochelys coriacea (leatherback sea turtle), 7072 nucleotides long. It is a transcript of the gene FGF2, whose product is annotated as fibroblast growth factor 2. Gene Ontology annotation, biological process: positive regulation of gene expression; cell differentiation; regulation of cell migration. The transcript has 3 exons. Gene Ontology annotation, molecular function: fibroblast growth factor receptor binding; growth factor activity. The coding region runs from base 388 to 855 and encodes 155 amino acids. NCBI's taxonomy places the organism in Eukaryota, Metazoa, Chordata, Testudines, Dermochelyidae. The record is from RefSeq and is a predicted model, not a curated record. Gene Ontology annotation, cellular component: cytoplasm.